This is a messenger RNA of Nothoprocta perdicaria, 3857 nucleotides long. It is a transcript of the gene RIPOR3, whose product is annotated as RIPOR family member 3. The transcript is spliced from 21 exons. NCBI's taxonomy places the organism in Eukaryota, Metazoa, Chordata, Aves, Tinamiformes, Tinamidae. The record is from RefSeq and is a predicted model, not a curated record. The coding region runs from base 1 to 2832 and encodes 943 amino acids.
AUGUCGGUCAAGCUCACGUUCGUCUCUGCUGGUGACGGGGGCGGUAUCAGCAGGAGUUGCUCCUUCACAGGAUUCAGCACUAUGCAAAGCAGAAAACUAGCAAAGUCUCUCGGCAGAAGUUCGGUGAGAUCGAGAAUGUCACUGAGAUCCCCCAAGGCUUAUUCUUCUCUGCAGAAGGGGGAAGUCAUCUGGGAUCCAAAACCACUUCAGGUGAAGAAAAUUUUUGAAGCUUUGAAGAAAGGACUUAAUGAAUACUUGGAAGCACAUCAGGCUGAGUUGGAUUAUCUCUCUGGUUGUCACAAAGAUACAAAGAGGAAUUCCAGACUGGCCUUCUAUUAUGACCUGGAUAAGCAAAUUCGCUCUGUGGAGAGAUACAUCAGAAAACUGGAGUUUCACAUAAGCAAGGUAGAAGAGCUGUAUGAAGCUUAUUGUAUCCAGUGCAGGCUGCGAGAUGGGGCUGCUAACAUGAAGCAAGCCUUUUCCUUGUCUCCUUCCACCAAAGCCUCCAGAGAGAGCCUAGUGGAGCUUUAUAAGAACUUCCAAGGGUGCACAGAGGAUAUGUGCUUUAUAGAAGGGGCACUGGAGGUCCAUUUGGGAGAGUUUCACUUGAAGAUGAAAGGACUGGUUGGCUUUGCACGUCUCUGCCCGGGGGACCAAUAUGAGGUGUUUGUGCGCCUGGGACGCCAAAAAUGGAAGCUGAAAGGCAAGAUUGAGACAGAUGACAGCCAAACAUGGGAUGAGGAAGAAAAGAUUUUUAUACCCAAUCUGCAUGAGAAGUUUGAAAUCAAGGUAACAGAACUGCGAGGACUAGCCACUAUUCUGGUUGGUGUGGUGACAUGUGACAGCAUAAACUUCUUUACAACAAAACCUCAGGCAAUCAUUGUGGAUAUAACUGAGCUGGGCACCAUCAAGCUACAACUGGAGGUUCUCUGGAACCCCUUUGACACAGACAACCUGUUUUUGUCACCUGGAACCACUGCCAAGUUUUCUGUGGGUAGCAGGAAAAGCUCUUUAUACAACUGGACCCCACCAAAUACUCCCAGCUUCAGAGAGAAAUAUUACCUGUCUGCUUUGCACCAGCGCCACAAUGAAGGAGAUGUCAGAGAGGAAGGCCAGCCUCCCAGUAUCCUGAGCUACCUGGCUGCCUGCGACUUUGGUGGGCAGCCGAGGAGCAAAGGUCCCAGCACCGCGGGGACAAGCGAGGUGGACUCGCUCAGCUCGGAGGAUCAGAAGGGGACAGAAUCCAGGAACACGACUCCAGCCCUCGGCCGCAGGACGUUGCCCUUGGUAAUUAUUCAGGAGACCAGUGCAGAAGAACGACAGCGUCCUCUUCCAAAUCACACGACUCUAGAUAUACUGAAGAAGACUCCCUGUGUAGAUGGAUUUCCAAAUACCCCUUCUAGCUUUGUGAUUCGUGGCAAAGACAGUAGAGAUUCUGUCAGCCAGACCAGAAAUCAUUGUUUGACAGAGCAAGAAAAUGUCAGCCAGAGAAGCCUGAAUGCUGAAAAUGACCUAAAAGUAGAUGGAUGUGCCAAGUCAAUCGAUAAGACUCUCCAAGAAGUAUUAAAUUUGCUGAAAUUCUGGGAUAUGAGGCAAGCUCAACUGGAGAAAUUGGAAUACCAGGUGUUGUCUAUGAGGGAUAAAUUAAAGCUCAAGACACUUGCUCACAAACAUUCAUCUAUGGAAAGUUUAAUGGUGGAGACAGUGCUGGAAAGUUUUGACUUUCUGAAUACUGACUGCAGUGCAGAUGAACUGUCAUUAUUUGGAAGUGUAAGAACAGCCAGCAUCAGCACAUACAAUGACAACACGUUGCACUCCCUCAGCAGUGACAUUAAGACAGAAGCAAGAGAUGUGACCACUGGUGAUGACAGCCUAGACGCACUUCUGAUAACCCAUCUAAAGCUGUGCAAAUCCCUUCUGCAAAAGCUGAGGUCGCCCAGCGUAGCCCAGAUUGUCCGGGAGAAGCUUUUGGAAGAAGUGUCACAGCAGACACAAGUCCUGGGGGAAGUCUCGGAGGGGUCUGUGGAAGAGAUAAUUCAGAAGACUAAAAAGAAAAAGCAUUUUCUGAAAAUCUGGAGUGACAUUGCAGAGCCUGGCAGCGUCCUGUGUGCUUCAGUAGAGAGGUUCCGUCAUGCCCUGAAGUACUUGCUGACGCUCAAAGUGAAGGAAAGAUAUCCCGGGCAAUUAGAAGCAGUGUUGCAGAGUUUGCUGGAGCAGAUUGUCACCUGCGAUGGGUUGCUGCCCUCUCCGUACCUCCAAACAGAACCAGUGACUUUAUUCCAGUUCUGUAACUACCUGGAGAAGCACCACAUUACCAGCCUGGAGAAACACUUAGGGAAACUUGCUAAAGAAGUGAUGCUGAUGGAGGAGCUGCAGUGCCCGGGGCGCCUGCGGACUCUGAAGAAGCUGAAGGGGAAGCGGCUGAACAGGCUGCAGCCGCUGCCGCGCACCCUGCGGCUCCUCGGGCUGCUCCAGCUGGACGACAACCACCGCGUGAGCAAGGCGGCCACGUCCUGCCUCUGCCGGCUCGCAGCCAACAGGAGCUUACGGGAAAAGGCUCUGCUCUUUUACACUGGUGUUUUAGCUGACUGUGAUGCAAGGCUUCAGCAAGCUGCGUGUUUGGCCCUCAAAAACCUCAGAGGCAUAGAAAGCAUUGAGGAGGUUGCCCAUCUGUGCCAAUCUGAAGUAGAAGAAGUUCGAAAUGCAGCCAGGGAAACAACACUGUCAUUUGGUGAAAAGGGCCGCCAGGCCUUUGAGAAGAUGGACAGGAUUUGCUGUGAAUUAAGAGACACUGUACAUCAAGAGGCUGAAAUUGAAAUCACAGUGUUUUAGUAGUGGAAUAUGAGGAGUUAAAUCACAUUGUCUCCAAGGCUGCCAGCUGUUGGUACCUGAAGAUCUUAGUUUGUUGUUUACACGUGUGGUUUGCUUACACUCUGUAUAUGCACUCUGCAUUUACAGAGUGCAGCUUUCCAGAAUGGGCAGUGUGAAACCUAGACUAAGUAAGGUGGAAUCUCRGUCUUUUUCUCUGUCAGCACUGGUGAAAUCUCAAGUGCUGGAAGAACACAAGAUCUCCUGGAAUACAGAACCAGGUUGUCACUUGAGUUAAAUCAUUGGAAAUGUCUUCUCCUGCUCAAGCUGUAAGUCAAAUCUGAUCCUUCUUCCGAAGGAUUUUAUUAAUUUGUCAUGUCUCAGAAAGGAAUGAAACGAUAAUUCUCCAGCUUCCAGAGCAYAACAGUUCAUCUAGAAACUUGUCUAGUGAACUCAAAUGUUGGAUGUUACUGCCAGAUGCCAAAAUGCACAACGCUUACGUAAUGCAUAAUGAGCCCCAAAAAUGCUUGUAAGGAUUUGUAAUCGCUCUUUAAAUGCAGUGAAAGCUGGUUUCAGUUAGUGCAGAAAUCUUAAGAGACUUUGGUUCCAGAAACAGUUCAUUGUAUCACGUGAGUGACUGAGAAUUCGUUGGGUGGCAGAGGCGCUGCGGACGUGAGCGAGCCCUGGCUGCUUCCAUGCUGGGAUCAGUCAGUUCUGCUUGCAGCCCAGCAGCCACUGCUGUCAGCAGCCACAUCCAUCAGGAUCUGGCGAGUGGCACCUACCUUUUCUGUACAAUUUAUUUUCAGAAGGAAGGUCUGUUACUUCAGCAGCUCCUCUUGUUUGUAAACAUCACAACUUGGGCAAGUUUCAGGCAAGGACUGGUUAGGGCAAAGCAGAGUGCAGCCUGAGCAGUUUGCAACAGGAAGCUUUGUAUUUUUCCUCAGCUGUAUCUGCCGUGUAUAGAUCUGACUGGCAUGGGGCCAGACCUGUGUAAGUUUUUGCCUUUUUAAUGUAUAUUUUAUCCAUGUAGUCAUUAGCCGGGAUUUCUC